Molecule: messenger RNA, 429 nt
Organism: Pocillopora meandrina
Lineage: Eukaryota; Metazoa; Cnidaria; Anthozoa; Scleractinia; Pocilloporidae
Source: the annotation of a GenBank genome assembly
AUGAGUUUCUCUCGUUAUCUCGUUUUUAUCUAUUUCUGUGUUUACGCUUUUGUUCACGCUCGCUAUAAAAAUGGAGAUUUCAUGUUGGGUGGACUCAUGUCUAGCUCUGUUUGUUAGUUUCAAGGCACCGAGACCCAAUGCGGCGGUAGUAAUGAACAAUUUGGUGUCACACAAGCAAUUAUCUUCGCCGUCGAAAAGAUAAAUAAUGAUCCAUACCUACUUCCAAUUAUCUCCCUUGGAUAUGACAUCAGAAAUUACGACGGAAAUAUUACUAAAGCAGGGAAGAUAACUUACGAACUGUUUGAAGAUACCCUCUGUGCUAGCUCAGCAGCCGGUAAUAAGACCAAAAGGAAGCCUAUUGUUGCCUUAAUCGGUCCCUUCGAUUCCCCGCACAGCUUUGUAUAUUGGUGGAAUUCUUCGUAUGUUUAA